Messenger RNA from Selaginella moellendorffii, 899 nucleotides. RefSeq lists its product as uncharacterized. The record is from RefSeq and is a predicted model, not a curated record. Bases 335 to 796 code for a protein of 153 amino acids. Lineage: Eukaryota; Viridiplantae; Streptophyta; Lycopodiopsida; Selaginellales; Selaginellaceae. The transcript has a single exon.
CGUCGGUCUGGACCACGGCGUGGUUGUUGUGGAAUCGAUUCGGUGGUGUCGGCUCCUUCCUCCAUCCUGCCGUUUCCCAGGUUACAAUCUUGCCGCUGGUGAUGAGCGCCGGCGUGUGGGGGAUCGAUGGGAUCGCAUUCCUCAUGGCGUGGUUCUCGGCAAUUCUCCAUGACAGGACCGUUCUCGACGAGAAUCUUUCCAAGAUGGAAAAAUCCGACAAGAAGCGUUCUAUGCUGCAGCGUUUGGGGCCAUUGCUCUCUCAAUCUUGUUCUACGGAAGCGCCAGGGUCUCGAUCUUCUCGGGCGAUUUCUUCCAGAAGGACAUCGCCCUCACGAUGAAGAAAACAGUGCCGGUCUCUUGCGUCCUGGGCAAGCUCCUCUUCUACGAGGACAUGGAUGUGAUGCUCAACAAGACGAACCAGCGCCUCCGAGCCGGCGAUCGAUUGGUCCUCUGGUCCGAGGCUGCGGUGAAACUCGACCUCAAACAGGAGAGGGAUUCUCUCCAACUCAAAGCCGGACAGAUCGCUUCCCAGCACGGCGGCUACGUUGGCAUCACUUACGAGUACAAGGACGCGAGUACUGGAAGAGUCGGGAACUAUUUCGACCUCGUUCUUCCCGAUGGCUCCAUUGGAUUUACCUACAGGAAAUCCCACUUGGUUCCAUUCGUGGAGUGGUAUGGAACUCCAGGGGAUCCCAUUCUUCCUAUCAUCAAGACCGAGCUCGGCCGGAUUGGAGGAGCUAUUUGUUACAAUUUCGAGUUCCCAGACCUGAUGCACCAGGCCGGGAAAAAGAGGUAGAGCGCAGUUAUGAUGGUGUUCUCUAAGUUUCUGGUGAAUGUUUUUAGGAUUGAUAUCAUGCUCCAGCCAGCCGCGACUUGGGGACCAACUGGUCCCCAGGUGA